Pelagomonas calceolata is the source of this 2469-nucleotide messenger RNA. NCBI's taxonomy places the organism in Eukaryota, Pelagophyceae, Pelagomonadales, Pelagomonadaceae. The record is from the annotation of a GenBank genome assembly.
ACGAGCUUGGCAAGGCAGGAGCGCCGCUUCGGGCAGCCCGAGCACCACCAGUGAUGGAGCAGGACGCCCGGACGCACCGCGUCGACCGCUAGAAGCCGCAGCAGCGCGCACUUUGCCCGGAGCUGCCCGCUCCAAGCGCACCACCCUCGCCUAGCGCCAGGCAGCACGCCGCCGCCGAGCAGCCGUGACGCAGCUUAGACACCAUGGCCGUCACGCAAGCCUACUACAAGGACGAGAACCGGGAUGUCGGCAACGAGGCCGUCGUCGCCGGCGUCAACGCGAGUGCAGGCAACGAAGCGGAGGUGACCAUCGACCGGACGCAGUUAGACGUCAAUAAGAGAGAAACGAACAUAUUGGGGCAGGCCGUCGAAAGUAAUGAGGAGGCGGCCCACGUCAAAGCCGCGAGGUUAGCCCAGGAAGCGAAACGCCGCGCCGAGCGCAACGUCUUCAACAAGACCGAAGAACGUCAUCAACAACAUAAAUGCAUGCGCCGCUUCGCUGUUUGUUGUCCUUGUCUGAAGAACUGGUUGCUCGGCAAAGAAUUGGUCGAAGGCAAGACGCCCUUGAUGCGCACGAUGCAGGCGUUCGAGAUGACGAAACGCGACAGUGCGAUCUCCGCGUUUUGAGGUGUUGCGGUGCCUUUACGCCAUCGACGCGACUCGUGUCCAUCAGACGAUGUCGUGGCUGGUUUCUUUUUUGCUGAAGAGGCCGUUCGGACCGUAUUCACGAGAGAUGCUCCGCGCAGGUGCCAAGUUCCUCAAGCUCUUCGAGAAGAUCGACUGGGACCAUUCGGGCACCAUUGAUAUUGAAGAAUUAUUCGGCUACCUGAAGAUGGACGUCGCGGGCUACGCGCGGAAGACCUUUAGUACGAUGAAUGUCCAACAUGAAUUCAUGGACGAGGACGGGCGCUUCGACCCGCGCAAGUUCCAGGCGGCGGAGGAAGCGAGGUUAAGUAGAGGUAAGACGGCGAAGCGAGCCGUAAGGGGAGGGAAAUUGGAGGCCUCGCAGAUCGAGCUCGACUACGCGCCGUUCUUCGUCGGGCUCUUUGAUUUUUGUACGAUGAACGACGAGCACCUGGUGCGGUUCACCUUUGAUUUGAUAGAUGAGGACCGCUCGGGCUAUCUGUCGCGGGAGGAGGUUUAUGACUUGAUAUUGUUGAUGUCCAAAACGGAGGCCGAGGCUCAGUUAAAAUGCCAGAAGCUGCUGAACGUCAUCGACGCGAAUCGGGAUGGGGAUGUCAGUUAUGUGGAGUUCGCUCGAUGUCACAGACGAAUACCAUCAUUGAUGCAGCCCGCGUUUAUUAUAAGGCGGUCGUUGCGGAUGAAGUGCAUGGGGACUAAAUUUUGGAAGCGGUGCUGCAAGAUCCGUACCAAAUUAAAAAAGACGAAGGGCCGCGAGCCGUUAGGUGUCUACAAGGAUAUCCUGGACCAGAUGGCGCGGGCCGACCAAGAGGUCGCCGAGGCCGAAAUGCUCGAGCUCGAGGCGGCGGCGGCGGCGGACCAGCAUCUCGUGGACCAAGCGGGGGAUGAGAGCGAUGAUUUAGAUAUGGAGGAGUUGUUGGACGACGUGGGCAUGGACCUGUGUGGAAAUCAAAUUUACGGCGCGUUCGUCGCCCUCCACGCCAUCGACGCGACACCUGCUCGAUGGCGUGGCGAUGUCGGUUCGUCACCGCUCGACGGAGCCAGUGCGGCCACGUCAUCACCGAGAAAUGACUUCGUGCACCCGACACACCGGUUGGUUUCCACACAGGCAUGAACGAGGAGAAGCCCAAGGAACUGACCCCUGAGGAAAUAGAAGCUCGUAGAAAGGCCGCUCUCAGAGCGAAACUACGGGGCGCCCAACACUUGACAAGAGGAACCUUGGCAAUAGCAAAGGCCGCCGGCGUCGACAUGCAUAGAGAAGGAUCGUGGUGGAGCGACUGCCCCAAACAAAGAAUGAAGAACUUGGACGACCCCGAAAAGAACGGCAACGCCAAGGUCUACAUCAGCAUCGAGACGGCGGACGCUUUGUCGGAGUGCAAAGUCACGCGGGAUAAAGCUGCCAAGAUCCAAGCUCGCGAGUUCAUUACGAAGCAAAAGCUGGAGAAGCUCGAGGAAAACGCGAAGAGGUUCGGGGGCUUCCAGGUCAAAGGUAGGAAGCCGACCACACCUUGGGGGAGGUUGUUCCACUGGCUCGGUGAGCGCAAGAAGAAGAAAUUAGCUGCGAAGAAACUGCGCGAGGAGCAGGAAAGGGCCAAGUACGCGGCGGCGCGCCAGGCGGAGAUGGACCGGCGGGCCGUCGCGAAAGCCAAGGAGAAGGAGCGCCUGGAGGCGAUGAUGGAGGCUCGUAGAAGGAAGAAGGAGGAGAUCGCGGGCCUGAAGACGCCCGGGGCCCUGUCGGAGGGCGCGCGCGCGGUGUCGACGCCGAAGGCGGGGGCGAAGCGCGUGGGCUUCGCCGAGGACUGACUGUGUAACUUGUGAAUUCACUAAA